Messenger RNA from Caenorhabditis elegans, 264 nucleotides. It is a transcript of the gene Y7A5A.6, whose product is annotated as DUF5082 domain-containing protein. The coding region runs from base 1 to 264 and encodes 87 amino acids. The record is from RefSeq and is marked reviewed. Lineage: Eukaryota; Metazoa; Nematoda; Chromadorea; Rhabditida; Rhabditidae. The transcript has a single exon.
AUGGACACCGAUUCAUUCACAGUGUACUUUGAAACCAUCAGGCAGAUUCGUAACGAGGCUGAACUUCUAGUGAAGCAAAUUGACGAAGCAAUGGAAUAUCUGAAAAACACAUUUGCUGACUAUAACCACUGGGAAGCGGAAAUGGCAAAGAAAUACCAGGGCCUAACAUCAACCUUUUCAUCGACGGAAAUGGUGUCAAGGAGUAACAAACGGGUUUCAGGUGCGAAGGAAAAUGGAGGCAGCUCGGCGAAAAUACCUCGAUAA